UUAAGUUGGAGCACGAUGGCGACCACCGCAUCGUGUCCUCCUUCCGCUCUCCUCCCCAUUCGCUCCACCACCGCCGGAGCGCGGUUGACUUCCGCGCACGGGAGCAGAGCCAACCACGCCACAGCCACCGCCACCGGCGGCGUCGCACCCGCACGACCGCUAUCAAUGGGCAUGGCGAGGGCCCUGCUGCCGCCGCGCUCGCCGCUCCUCCGGCGGCUUCUCAUGGCGGGCGCGCUGGCCGCCUCCUGCACCUACUUCCUCCUCGUUAUCCAGGCGCAGGCCUCCGCGCCGCGGCGCUACGACGGGUUCGCCUACGGAGUCGGGGCCGCCGCCUGGAAGGACGCCGUCCUCAUCGAGGCCUUCCUCGACCCGCUCUGCCCCGAUAGCCGCGACGCCUGGCACCCGCUCCGGCUCGCCGUCGAGCGCUACUCCCCGCUGGUCUCCCUCAUCGUCCACCCCUUCCCGCUCCCGUACCAUACCUAUUCAUACCAUGCCUGCCGUGCGCUUCAUAUAGCAAACAAGUUGAACUCAUCGUCAACCUAUCCAGUGCUGGAGCUAUUCUUCAAGAACCAGGGAAAAUUCUCCAACCGUGCGACAUCAUCGAUGUCGAGCACAGCUGUGACCGGCGAGAUAUCGAAGAUGGCAGCCCAGGCGGUUGGUAAUUCAGUCUCCGAUUUCCAGUCAGGCUUCAGUGACACGAGGACGGACAUGGCAGCGAGGGUUUCUUUCAAGUAUGGGUGCACGAGAGGGGUGGCUGGCGCGCCGUUCUUCUUCGUGAACGGCUUCCUCCAGCCCGGAGGCGGAUCCCCGAUCGACUACGCCACGUGGACCAGCAUCCUGGACCCCCUGGUCGCGCAUCACAGUCAGACGAUCGAGAUGUUCACUUCUGUGUAAUGUGUAUAUACACCCAGGUUCCAAAAGUUCCCCUUCUUUAAUCAAGUGCUUCACCACCACCAUCGUCACCUCAACGUUUGAGGCUGCAUUGCUCGACGCCAAUAGGGGAGAGACGACAGCAAUGCGUCAACUACUCGUUUUGACGACGGUAAUGGUCAUUCGAUUCGAUAGUCCAUGGACCUCAAUGUAAGGGUGUGUUUGGUUUAGGAAUGCAGUGUAAUGGAAUGUCAUGGUUUCGUUCCACUAGAACGGAUCGGUACCGUUCUUGUGUUUGGUAGUGUAACUCGAAGGAACUGAAUGGUUACAUUCUAGUGUUCGGUUUGAGGCAUAUGGACUGGAAUGGUUUAUUCAUCUCACCAUGAUUUGGACUGAAUUUCAGUCAAACAAAAGCAGAUAAAUAUUGUUGUAGAA
Messenger RNA from Hordeum vulgare subsp. vulgare (domesticated barley), 1305 nucleotides. RefSeq lists its product as uncharacterized. The record is from RefSeq and is a predicted model, not a curated record. The coding region runs from base 16 to 894 and encodes 292 amino acids. Lineage: Eukaryota; Viridiplantae; Streptophyta; Magnoliopsida; Poales; Poaceae. The transcript has 5 exons.